This is a messenger RNA of Mercenaria mercenaria, 5983 nucleotides long. RefSeq lists its product as uncharacterized. The transcript is spliced from 7 exons. Lineage: Eukaryota; Metazoa; Mollusca; Bivalvia; Venerida; Veneridae. The record is from RefSeq and is a predicted model, not a curated record. Bases 179 to 1054 code for a protein of 291 amino acids.
CCGAUUAUUUCCCUUUGUAUGAGAAACAGCUUUUGUAACCGUAAAUAGAAUUUAUAUACAAAUCGGAUAUCCUAGCUGAUUUAAAUGUCAAAUAUACACUUUUCAUCCCGCUUGCAUUUCAUAUGAACUACGUGCGUGGAGAUAUUUUAUAGUUUUACAGAUCCAGCCAGCAACAGGAAUGAUUUCCACAUUCAAAUCAGCAUUAGCAUGCGAGAACAGGAGAACUAGACUCGUUUGGAUCUUGUUGUUUCUUCUUCUGAAUGAAGUCAAAUGGAUUCAUACAGAAGAAUCUAUAACCAUUUUGAGUGGUACCUGUGGUGACAUGUAUGAUGCAGAAUAUUACGAGUCUGUCAGUGUGCAGUAUGAUGGCUCAGACGUGUUAUAUGACAAUCCUUGUUCUGUUGAAUUUUACAAGGCUUCAAAUGAUCAUUAUCUGUGUGUGUCGGGGAAGGAAAUAAAGCUGGACUGUGACACCGUGCUUGAAUACCACGACGGUUUUGUGAAGAACUACAUCCCUCCCGAGAAAAAGAUGUUAUGCAAUUCUACAUUUCUUGAUGAGUGGUGUCCCAGCCAGUAUCAAGACAAUAUCUAUGUUGUGAUCAGAAAGCCUCAGCGCUCUACAUCUGAUGUGAUCAGGUUACAUGUGUAUUUGAAAGAAGUACCUGACAACGAUGAGGACAGUUUUCCUACAAGAAUUAUUCUAGUUUCGGUUCUACCCGCAGUGAUUAUUAUAAUUAUUAGCGUUGUGGUAAUGUGUAUCCGCCUGAAGGUAGCGCAUACAUACGGAAGGCAAUCCAAUGUUGCAUAUCAAACUACGUCAGGGACAGUGAAUAUCCAAGGAGGUAGUCCAUACCCUACUACACAACCACCUCUGGGACAAGGAGGAAAGCAGCAGUUCAGUGGACCUCAGGGAAAUUACAAUGUACAUACUAUGCAGACAGCCUAUCCUGUGCAGGGUAAUUCAGCGUUCGGACAGAACUACUCAAGUGCGGCACCUUCGAACACUGCUUCUCUACCACCGCCGUAUGAAAGUGUGUCCGGUAUGAAACACUGAACAGUGUGCAGUUCAUGCGACUAAAGUUAAAAAGAGAUUACAGAAUUGUUAUUAUUGUUAUUUAUGUUACUUUGAAAAAAACGGAAAUCCACGUUAAUCAUAAAAUAUGCAAAGUAUGUCCUAAUGCAAGCUUGGCUCUAGGUUAUGAGAGAAAUUGAUAUAGAUCUACAUCGUCAAUAUUAACCUCAAAUGUGUAUUUGUUGAGUCUAAACUUUUUUCCCUCGAGUUGUAUCCUUUCAUUUUGGACAUUGAAAUAUUACAAAUACAGCUUUGUAUAUCAAAUCAGGAAGUAACUAUGAAGGUGAUUUCCUUUCAAAAAGUUCGAAAUACAAUGUCAUACAUUGGGUGUGCUUGCUGAGUCUGAUUACUUUCAUCAAUUCCAGUUAUAUCUAGAUUUAAUUUGUUUCCAUGACGGUUUUAGCUCACAUCAAGGAAAGAGUCAAGGUGAACUUUUAGUAUAGGCUAAAUGAGUGACCUGUUACUUCCGUUGUCCAUCUUCCUAACACAUCUACUCCUUUGAAGCUUUUACUGCUUAGAAUUACACCAGUGAAACAUCCUUCAAUCUUCAAUCACUGGCCCAGAGCUCAAAAUAACAAAUCAUAAAAAAAAUUUUCCCCGGUUUGAAGCUUCCUUGAAUGGAUCUUUCUUAAGUUGGUUAAAAAGAUGGACAUGUAAAUACAUGUAUAUUGAAUUUUGGACUCCGUAUCUGAAUAUUUUUCUUAAAAAAAUUAACAAUAUAACAAGAGCAAUGAUAAAUUUUGUAGUCAUCCUGCAGGUUCAAAUGAGACUUUGUGUACAUGGUAAGCAUGAAGUGGACAUGUGUAUAUUGGAGUAUUUAGGCCUGAUUUCAUUUUUUGGUUUUGGCCUAAUAAUAUUUUCUCGAGCAUUCUUGGAGGUAUCUGUGAUAUAAUACUGACAUUAUUCUUGUUAAUAAGAUUAUAUCUAUCUAUAUAUAAGUUAUUACCAGUGCUACAUGGCAGCAGCUGAAUAAUAAAUAUUAGAGAUAGAAGUAUUUCAUGACCAUUAUUUGGAAGCAUAUUUAGAUGUUAAAGAACAUGACAUUGUCGUCUGCAUGUCAUUUACAACCUACUAUUUAUAAGCUGUCAAAGAUUUAUUUUGUCGUGAGUUCAUGUUGGUCUAUAAGAGAACUACUCUAAUGUUUUGUUUUUAUUUUACAUUUUUGAGUACUGUAACCGUCAUGUUUACAAUUGUGCAUAUGGUUUCACAACAUAUUUUAAUCCGAACUAUAUUUCAAUUACCGAUAGUUUGAAUAUUUACCGCAGUAGCCCGCCCGCUUAGCUCAAUAGGGAGAGCGCAGAUCUACGGAUCACUAGGUCGUGAGUUCGAUCCUCGGGAGAGGCGUAUAUUCUCCGUGACGAUUUGAUGAAAGGCCACUCGUCCUCCGCCUCUGAUCCAUACAUGUGGAGAAGUUGACAGUUACUUGUUGAGGACAUGUUUGUGCUGGUACAUAAUCCAGGAACGCUGGUUUGUUUAACGGCGUUAAACCCAAAAUAAAUAAAUUUACCACACGACUAUAUUCUAACGUUCAUUAAGAAAUAAUAUAUAUCCCAAACAGUGAUUUGUCGUUGAAUAAAAUCUUUGUUUGGAUUUCAGAUGUGAAGGAAUUAUAUGACGAGUGCGCAGCCUGAGCGAUAUAAUUAUACGCAUCUCAACGACAAACAACGGUUUUAUUCAAGAGCUAAUCAUUGAUUGAGAUAGUUCAAUUCAAAAAUACUAUCAUGCUCAUAUUUGACAACAUUCAUCAAAUUGUUUCUUGUUUUGUUUUUUGGUUUACUUUUCGAGGCACUGGUAUACGUUUAAUGCUAUGUCGUCAUAAUUGUAACGUACAAAUAAUGAAUUGUUGCAUAAUAGUCUUCGGGCGCUUAAGUGUGUUCCCUUGUUGCUCUGUCUUCUGCAAAGGCACUGAGUACAUGCGUUUUAGGUUCUUAAGGAUUGCAUUUGGCACAAUAAACAUGGGGUUGACCGGCUCUUUUUCCACCAUUUUGAACCAAAUCACAUGCGUAUGAAGAAUACUCUCUAGAUGGCUGCAAACAGGCCCUAUCAAAAAGUCAUGCAUAUUCUGACAUUCUCAAUCUGUCAAAUUGUACAUGUACAUACUAUUUCAUAUCUCCUCUAUUAAAUUAUGCCAUUAAUUGUAGUUCUUUCACUCAAAAUUCACCAAUAUUCACCAUCGAACAGAGGAACUACUUUCCGCGUAACCACUUCCUUAUUGUGGGCAAAUAACUGUGGUCUUGUGCCUAUUUAUAUAAAUAUACAAGAGCAUUUGCGUAUGUUAGGGUUUCAUCUAGCGGGGAUAACUUUUAUUUACAUGUCCUGUGACUUUGGAACAUGUUGGGGUUAGAGUGAGGUUAGGUGCACCAUAAACCAGUUUGAGCUUCCCAGUGGUGGUUUUGCGACAGACCAUUCCAUGCCAGUGCUCCACUGUGUUCCUUUAUUUGUUCGUUUUGUCCAUGUGUGUUUGCUUUGUGCGAAUGUGUUUGUUGGUCGUGUAUGCGUGCGCGUGUUUGGUUUUCGUUUGGGGAGGCUGCGUUUUUAGAACGUGGCUUUCCCUGAUGGCUAUUUAUCCUUGUUUCUUUGUUAAAGGGUAAAUAAAUCGGGGGCGUGUUAGAAUUCACACUUGCCACAAUUAUAAAUACAACUGUAUAUGUAUGUAAUGUUUACGAAGAUCUGUUGUCUUUGUUUUAUUGCAGUUGUUUUGUGUCCCACAAGAUUUUUUGUAAGGCACAUUGAGUUCCCUUUGUCCGUCCGUCCGACUUCAUGUUGUGCAUGCAUAUCUAAAAAGGGUUUGAUCUAGAGUCAUCAAACUUCGCAGCAGGAUUGUUAUUCAGCAUGUGAAUGCGUGCACCUGCUGUUUCAAUUAGGAUUUCACACAGCCAGGCCAAAGUUUAGGCCCAUGACUUAGUAACAGGUAUGCAUUAAAAGGCCUCGAAGUUUGUGCACCUGAAACAUAAAAAUGCCCCAAAGUUUGUGCACCUGAAAAAGUAUUUAACUCAGGAAUAUGGAACAGUAUAGUGAUAUUGUACAGAAUGUGAUGUUGUGCAGUGCACCUGGGGUUUUGUUUGACAUUUCUCUCGGUCAGAUCAUAGUUACGGCCCUUGACUUAGUAGAAAAUAUGCAUAAAAGGGCAUGAAAGUCUGUGUCACACAUACCUAAAACUUAUUUAAUCUAGGGUCAUGAAACAUGACAAGAGUAUCAUUCAGUAUGAUAAGUUGUGCAUCUGACUGGGGGUUUUGCUUGGGGUUUUUGUCAGAUAAGGAUUAUUACCCUUGAAUUAGUCAAAAUAAGCAUGAAGGGCCGUUUGUAUCGCAUGUAUCAUAAAACAUAUUUGACGUAGAGUCGUAAAACAUUAAAGGAUUGUUAUAUAGCAUGUGAAGCUGUGCAGCUGGUGUUCUGUUUAUGAUUUCACUCAGCCAGACCAGAGUUAUGGUAUUUGAGUUAGUGAAAAAAUACACAUUAAGUUUAUAACGGUUUGUGUUGCAUAUUAUUAAAAGUGAUGGACCAAGAGUCAUGAAACCAAGUGAAAGUAUUUUUUAGCAUGCGAAUUUGUGUACCCGAGUUUUGUUUUUUGGAUUUCACUCUGCAAAAUCAGAUUUAUGGCCCUUAACUUAGUCACAGAAUGUGCAUUAAACGAAUAGAGGUUUAUGUCUCCUGUAUCUCAAAAAGUAUUUGACAAAGAGUCAUAAAAUGUUAUAGGGUUGUUAUAUAGCAUGUGAAGACGUAGUUGUGCAUAUGGUUCACUCUUUGUGAUUUAACGAAGCCAAACCAGAGUUAUGGUCCAUGACUUAGUUAAAAAUACACAUAAAGUGCUUAAAAGUUAAUCAAACAUAUCACUUAGAGUUCUUACGACUUUUAGCUGUAACAAACCAAAGAGCAUAGCAUUCUAUGACGAAAGAUCCCAAUUGCCUGUGGCGGUAUUCGAACCCGGCCGGGUCCCUCGGGUGCUAGUCCAUUGCUCUAACCACUGAGCCAAAGAGUCAAUUCCCUGAAGCAUGUUAAGAGAUUGACUUUUAUAUGUGCCGGCUAUGCGUAAGCAACCGUAACAGAAUAAUGAAACCAUGUACAGUGACAGGAAUUGGGGGCACCUGUGCCCUGUGGACACAUACCUAGUUAUGUUUAAUCUUCACCGUAUUUAGAGAUAUAUUACGUUAUGUGUAUAGUGUUGCCUGUGGUCUUACUACAACUCUAAACUGCUGUGAUAGUUACCGAUCCUUGACAUAUCAUUUUACGACAGUAUUUACAUCUUUAUUUUCAUAAAGUUUACUGUGAUUUUUACAUUCGGUUGGUUGUUUUAAUAUACGAUAUUUUUUAGGGGUUUUAUGCUCCAUGUAAGACAAUCACCUCUUAAAUGGUUUUCCAAUAUUUAUUUCAAUAUUUUAAUGCUUUGCAUGUAUAAGCAGGUGUCUAAAAAAUUAAUUGACCAAAUGUUUUCAAGCUACAUACAAGAUAUCGGUAUUAUAGGUUGAUCUAACGCGACAAGUUACUUAUUUCUAGUAUUUAGGCCUAUAUCGUCGAACUUAUGCCACUUUUUAACUCAGACAUUUCCCUGUUCAUCUUUGCCGUCUCAAGCAAAGUUACACAGUACUGUUUGGUUUUCUUUCUUCGCUUGAGUUUGGUAUCGUAGUUCUUAGUGUUAACCUUUACCCUGCUAAAUUUCUAAAAUGGACUGGUCCAUCAUUCAGUUUGGGCAGUACCACUUAUAAUUCAAAGGGGUGUUUACUGAAAACUUACUAACUGAACAGUGGACAGUGUAGACCAUGAUCAGCCUGCACGGAUCUUGGUCUGCGCUGGUCGCAAAGGCAAAAUCAUUUGCCGCCAGCAGGCUAAAGGUUAACGUAUAUACGGAUAUUUUACCUCUCUGUUUUUAUGUUAUAUAUUCUUCUAUAUUUACAAUAAAAGUACAGAAAUAAA